Molecule: messenger RNA, 807 nt
Organism: Cimex lectularius (bed bug)
Lineage: Eukaryota; Metazoa; Arthropoda; Insecta; Hemiptera; Cimicidae
Gene: TpnC41C
Product: troponin C
Exons: 6
Coding region: 90-554 (154 amino acids)
Molecular function (GO): enzyme regulator activity; calcium ion binding
Source: RefSeq, a predicted model, not a curated record
UAGAGAAAUAGCUGUGCCUGAAAUAUAAGGGAAGCCAGUUCGAGGGAGACGCCGUCCCGCUAAACAUCAGCCUAGAGCAGCCAGCAGCCAUGGAUGAUCUUACUAAAGACCAAAUCCAACUUCUUAAGAGGGCUUUCGAUGCCUUCGCCCAGAACAAGGGCUAUAUUGAGGCCAACAUGGUCGGCACCAUCCUUCAGAUGUUGGGCCAUGAGGUUUCCGAGGCUAGAUUGAAGGAGAUCAUUGAAGAAGUCGACGCCGAUGGUUCCGGCCAACUGGAAUUUGAGGAGUUCGUCUCACUGGCUGCUGGAUUCUUGACAGAAGAAGACCAGGAUGCCGAAGCCAUGCAACAAGAACUCCGAGAAGCAUUCAGGUUGUACGACAAAGAAGGUAACGGCUACAUCACAACAGCCGUCCUCAGGGAAAUCUUGAAAGAACUCGAUGAUAAAAUUACAUCCCAGGAAUUGGACAUGAUGAUCGCUGAAAUUGAUUCCGAUGGAUCUGGAACAGUUGACUUCGAUGAAUUCAUGGAAGUUAUGACUGGUGGCGAUGAUUAAACCAAAACAACCCAUGUCCAUUCCCAAAGGCAACCACAUCAAUCAAGAAAGAGGGGAAUUAGUUUUAACAUACUGUGUUUCAACUUCAAAAAAUCCUUAAACUUUGAUGUGGGAUAAUUAAACCUAUGGCUGCGAAUACCACAAACGCCAAUAUUUAAAAAAAAUUGUAGAGGCGUUUUAUUAUCGGUAAAUAAUGCCAGAAGACACAUUUUGGCAUCUAUGGGAUAUGAUUAAAAUUACUUUUUUAAUGUGA